Messenger RNA from Adelges cooleyi (spruce gall adelgid), 2960 nucleotides. RefSeq lists its product as uncharacterized. The record is from RefSeq and is a predicted model, not a curated record. Bases 342 to 2261 code for a protein of 639 amino acids. NCBI's taxonomy places the organism in Eukaryota, Metazoa, Arthropoda, Insecta, Hemiptera, Adelgidae. Gene Ontology annotation, molecular function: zinc ion binding. Gene Ontology annotation, cellular component: nucleus. The transcript is spliced from 12 exons.
GAAUGACGCUUAAGUAAAUCCUCCAUGAAAUACAUUGUUUACAUUGAAUGUUGUGUAAUAAUUUAGUAUACGUGGUUGGUGGUAUGCAUUUCAUGUUAUUAAGUCUACAUCUACCCCGAUAUAAAUAUUUUCACCGCGAGUGACGACACACACUUUAUUCAAGUCGUUAAAACCAGAAGCGCUGCACAGAAUCAAAGACCACAGUUGGAUUGGGCAAGUCAGGUGCGAGCCCAAGAGGUUGCUGUUUGUGAUUAGAAAAUUAAAAUGCUCGAACUUGUGCGUUAGCGACCAGAAUUCCAUUAAAUUUAACGUCCAGACUUAUAUCCAUAAGUAAAUGCAUCAUGAGCGGCGGUCAAAUGUGUCGGGUAUGCGGCCGUGGUUUCUUGAAUCCGCUGGAUGUGGUCAACAUAUUCUGUCCAGAAGGGAAAAAGGACUGUAUCGCUGCGAAAAUAUUCUACACUUUAACGAUUAUUGUAACAGAAGAUGAUCCAACACCAAAACAUAUCUGUAAAAUAUGCUUUGGACAUAUAGAUUUCUUUACAAGAUUUGCCAAUACAUGCAGAGUGACAAACAUUUCUAUAGUUAACAAUCAUCUCAAAAAUAACGUUACAUAUAGAGAAGAAAUGACAAGGUUUCUGUCUGUUCCUGUUGACAAUUUGUGCUACAAACAAAAUUCCGAUGUAAAAGGUAUAUAUGAUAUGUUUGUAAAAGUCAUGAAGAGUCCAUCACCUGUUAAAGAUAAGCAAAAUGCACCUGUUAUAAGUCAGAAGUUACCUAUUAAGCAAAAUGCACAUAAUAUUGUCAAUAACAAUAACAAUGUAAAUACAAAGGAAGCUCCGCAUAAAGAAAACAGUAGUAAAGAUCAACCUGGUAUGCCUAGUUUGGUUGUUUUACAACAACCAUUGAAUGGACCUACAGCUAAAAGCAACAAUGAAAUCAUAUGUUUGGAUGACGACGAUGACAAUGACGAUGUACAAGUAAUUGAAAACGUAAACGCUAGAUCUAACAUAGUGAAAAAAAGGAAUGCUACUGUUGUAUUGCAAAAAAGAACUGGUCAACCACUAACCACGCCUAUAAGUAAAAUAAAUUACGUUCAACUGAGAAAUAUACGUCAGGUUACAAGCAUUGAUUCCCAUGGUACGUCUAAUGUUCCACCAAGAAAUUCUAUAGGAACAUUUUCACUAGCUCAACCACCAAAUAAUUCAGAACAAAUGAUUAUAACUCCUGACAUACCGGCAUUACCUUCUACUGAAAGUACCUCUUUUGAUUCCAAUUCUGAUCAUUGUUAUGCGGUCUCGGAUGUUGAUACCAACAAGUCGGUUGGAUCUUCAGUUACGCCAGAAACAGGAUUCCAUUUUUUAUUUUCUAGUGACCAAACUGUGGAUUUAACUAGUAUAGAUACAUCACCCAAAAAGAAGCUCAAAAAAGUAAUUAAUCAGCGAAAAGUUAACAAUAGCAGAAAAUUAGUUAAAAUUUCUUCGGUCCCAGUCCAGGAUAUUAUGGUGCCAACUGUACAAAUUGAACAACCUCCAUUGAUGAACGGAUCCAGACCUAAAAGAACGCAGACAGUUGCAGCAAGCACUGAAGUUAAAAAAUCGAAGAAAUCCACUUCAGAACAAACCGAUGGAAUCAAUCAAAGACAAUGCUCUAUACAAUUGUUACCUCUUGAGAUAUCUCUAUAUCAGUGUCCGCUUUGUGAAAAAUAUUUCUCUUGCGUUAAAAGCCGUCAACAACACGAAUGUAAAUGCCACUCUUCGCCUCCGCCACAACCAUCGUCAACAGAGGUAUGUGAGAAAUUAGAUUCACCAACACGUGAAAAAACACAUUCGACUAGCCAACAAGAGUUUCUCACAAAAUUGAAUCUUGUUAAACGAGUGUCUAUCAACUUGCCAAAACACUUUGCCAAGCGUAAACACUUACAAAAGGCUUUAGCGUUGUGCGGCAAUGUUUUAGGCAAAUAUAAAUGCCAUUACUGCAGGUACGAGACGUCGCGGCCAUACAUACUGUGGGCCCACAUGUACGUUAACCACGUGCAGUUCGCCUCAGACACGAGAUCAAACUCUUUUUGUUUUGUUUGUAAUCGGUCGUUCGGCAAGCGUACAAAGUUACUCAAGCAUCUGGACAAAUGUGUGGAGAACCACCAGGAAAUCGAGUGCAUCGAUAACCCAUGUGACGCCACACUGUCUUGUGAUUAUAGCGAUGCAAACAUUAAUUCACUUCAAGAACUAGAAGAUAAGUUGUGGACACUUGUAGAUGUCUAGAGCUGAGUGUCCGUUUCAACACUUUUACUCGGUUCAAGGAGAACCCAAUCGAGAAUACAAAUGCCGAAAUGGUUUAGUUAUUUAAUUGUACAGUUUUUUUGAUAUAUUCAUAAGUUGUUGUUGAACAUCUUAUUACUGAAAAUUGAUUUUGGUCAAUUUUCUUUUUUUUUUAUGAUAUUGUAUAUUGGACUUUUUAUGUUACAUACUAUUUGUUUUAUAAUUUUUAAAAAGCCAACACUAAAAAUACUGUACGAAGAUAUAAAAAUAUGCAACCGUAAUCGGUUGUAUUAAAUAUUAUGUUUUUUAUUUUUAGCUAAUAAAUUGUUAGCCUAUUUAUAAUUACAGCCCUUAUAUUACAGUAUUUCCUCUAGAACCAAAUGUGCCAUCAAUAUUAUAUAGCAAUUUUUACCUGACUUGAUGAAUAAUACAUUUCGAAUUUAAUCAACUACUAAUAAUAUCAUGUUAGGCCGUUUAAGUAAAACACACCAUCAAAACAUAACUAAGUAAAAUGAGGAAUAUACUUAUAUUGACUUAUUUACUAUAUUAAUAUAAUAUUAUAAAUUUAUAUUUAUUCGAUUGAAUAUAAUAAUUUGGUUAAAAUAUUUAAGGUUUUACUUAACAUUACACACAAUUACUAUUUAUUAUAAAAUCGUAUUACUCUGUUUACCGAAUUUCUUCUUGGACUUUUAUUUAAGUUAA